This is a messenger RNA of Myotis lucifugus (little brown bat), 1416 nucleotides long. RefSeq lists its product as uncharacterized. The coding region runs from base 76 to 1230 and encodes 384 amino acids. NCBI's taxonomy places the organism in Eukaryota, Metazoa, Chordata, Mammalia, Chiroptera, Vespertilionidae. The record is from RefSeq and is a predicted model, not a curated record. The transcript has 3 exons.
UUGUCCACCACCCGCCAGGGUCAGCAUCCCAGGGAACAUCCACCCGUUAUCCAAGAGACACUGCCGGUCGUCCACAUGCGCCGGGUCAGCAUCCAGGAACCUCCACCCAUUCUCCACACUCGCCGGGUCAGCAUCCAAGAACCUUCAUCCAUCUUGCGCACUCGCCGGGCCAGCAUCCAAGAACCUUCAUCCAUCUUGCGCACUCGCCGGGCCAGCGUCCAAGAGCCAUCGCCCAUUGACAACAGUCUCUGGGGCAGUAUCAGAGAGGCACCGUCCCUCGGUAACAUUAGCCAAAAGAGUAUCCAAGAGACACCAUCCACUGUUAACAUUAGCCAAACGAGUAUCCAACAGACACCAUCCGUUAGCAGCGUUCACCAAGCCGGCCCCCAAGACACACCGCCAGUUCCCCCUCUCAACACCCUGACCGUUCUGCCAAGUGUCCAAACAAGUUCCCAAAUUCGCAGGUUCAGUAUCCCUAGGCCUUCGCUGAUCCCCCACGUCCCCCACACCAGUCAAACCAGUUUGGGAGACAACUUGACGAGCACCCAGAGUCAAAGUUUAAAGGUUCCAGGCAUCAAGUUCCCAAACCGCGCCAGCGUGGACGUCCCCCCUUCAAUUACCGACAGCCCUGAGGCCAGCGUGGAAAGCAUGGAAUCAAUUCUCUGGGUCUCCCAGGAGGCGUUCAAAGAAUCUUUGUACAACCUCCAAGUCAGCAAAAAUUCUCCAGAUAGCGACAUCCCGCUACACAGCUCCAUGGACACCAGCUCUGGCAGGUAUGCGGUCAGGGCUAAACGCAGACAUUCACAGCUGCCUGUGGGCACGCGGCUGCUGCACCAGGCCAAGAAGCUCAGCCGCCAGCUGAGCCUGGUGCUGAGCCUGGUGGGCGUGGUGAUCAUCGGUCUCAUCACUCUGGGCCAGCCCUGGGUCCACUUCCAGGUGCCACUGACACUCCCUGGGGGUCCUGCUGACCCCCCGCCCCAAACCAUCCCCAUCAACACCAUCUUCAUUGUGCGGUGUUCUGACGUCUCCUGCCUGCAUGAGCAAGACCACAAUGCUUACUUGCUGGACUCCGCCUGGGCCUUCUUCUUCAUUUCCAGCUUCACCAGCUUCUGCCUCUGCCUCAUACUCAUAGACAUCACCUUCUUCACCAAGUCCAACGUGCCCGUGCUGGACUUCUCCAACAUCGUCCUCAGCAACCUGACAGGCAUGGCGCUGAGAUCCUUCCGUUAGGGACACCAAGACGAGGCGAACCUUGCCGGGUGCCUGCCAUGACACCCAACCCACUCCUGCCAAACUCCAACCGCAUCCCCUUCCCAUCCCCACCUUCCGUCCCAAUUCAAAUCCUAUCUCUUACCCAGUGGGUCGGCAAACUGCGGCUCGCGAGCCACAUGGGGGCUCUUUGGCCCCUUGAGUGUG